UUCGCAAUAGCAGCUGACCAGUAGCAUGUUCACGUUGAAUUUCCAAGUUGAACCUGUUUGGUCAUUUCCUUUCCACCGCAUUAUCAUUAUUUAAUAUUUUUUUUUCCCAUUGUAUUCCGUGAUAAUUUACAUAUAUUAUUAUUAUUAUUAUUAUUAUUAUUAUUAACAGCUACGACCGUCACCGCGUUCGACUUGGCCAACCGACGUUCGUUUGUAAAACGUAAGCACGAAUACGCAGUAGAAGAAAAUAUCAGGAGAAUAACGUGUCGCGGACGUUAUCUUGGCGUGUGAAAAUUCGGACAGAUAACCGAGAUAACGCUGGCUGACACAAGACCCGUAGUUUGUUACUGCUGUAGAUGUUGUGUUCUUCGAAACCGUGUCGACUCAUAAUUUAUCAAUUCGUCCGCGAUCGUAUCGAUAUUGUCGUUUACAUUAAAUUUUGUCGUACCUCACCACUGCGUUUCGACUGCCGACGAAUUCGCGACUCGUGAUCUGUGAUUUUUCCCAUGGAAUUCGUCAUCAGUUUGUUUUGGUUUUUCACCAGGUUACGAUGAGGUGUUACGUUUGUUGUGCACGUUUCCUGUUGACGUUCUGUUCGUUGCCCCCGAGUUAGAAGGGACCACACCAAUAUGCCUACCAACGGUCUUGAUCAUGAAGAACUGGUUGUUUUGCCUCCGAACGCCUUGGACAUGAGGACAACAGGGGUGAACAACAACAACAACAACAAUAAUAACAAUAACAACAACCAAGCGUUCAAUGUACGAGACCGUCUGUUUUAUGCCUUGUUCUACAAGGCAACCUUGGGAUAUGCAAGAAUAUUUCCUAGAUCGCUGAGGAGGCUUAUUGAGUUUGUGUUCUUAUUGAAGGCAGUGUUCUCAUUUUUCGUGCUCGUCUAUGUGCAUAUGAAUUUCUCAAGAAUGCCAGCCAACUGUUUAGAUCAUGUCAAAGAUUCAUGGCCCAGAGACGGUAUUCUCCGAGUAGAGAUUAUCCGGUCUUAUCAACGGACUCUAGCUGAACAAAGAGGCACACUGAAUGAUUUGUUCACAGUAGAAAAAUCUUAUGAACGCGAGUAUAAACUUAAAGAACUGGAAACAAACGAUGAAAAUGUUUCAAUGUUUUUGAAUCCUUUCACCAAAAUUAAUAACCCAGAGAACAAAGAAAAAGUUAAUAUUGACCCAUCAACAGAAGAGCUAGAUGGAAAAAAAAAUCGAUACAGCUCCACUAAAUCAAACUUUUUUUUCAAUUACAUGUUAGCUUUAGAUGAAGAUGAUGUAAAAGAAGAGAAAAAAGGAAUAUCGAGUACUUUAAGUAACUUACAUCAUAAUACAAAUAAAUCUAAUUUUUCUCAAACGGAUAGUUCUACAGAAUUUCACUCCACUAAGUAUGCAAAUAGUACUAUUAGAGGGAUUUCAGGUAUUGAUAGCAAUGAAAUAAUUCAGUCUCCAAGUACUAAUACUAAACCACCUGUAUAUGAAGAAAACGAAGGCAUGUUUUAUGAAAAUUACAUUAUCGAAUACUCAUUGGAGUAUGGAUUUUUGCGGUUGUCGCCAAAUGCUAGAAGUCGAUUAGGCAUUCCAGUAAUGUUAGUUGCAUUAGAACCUACUCGGCAUAAAUGUUUUGGCGAUUCAAUAGGUCAGUUUUUCUUGGAAUAUUUUCUCGGAUACGAUGAUCUUCUUAUGUCCUCCGUGAAAUCUCUAGCUGAAAAUGAACAAAACAAAGGAUAUUUGAGAAACGUCAUCACCGGUGAACAUUACCGAUUUGUAAGCAUUUGGAUGGCCAGAACAUCUUACAUUGCUUCAUUCUUUAUAAUGGUUGUGUUUACUGUAUCAAUUUCAAUGUUACUGAGGUAUUCACACCAUCAAAUAUUUGUUUUUAUUGUGGAUUUGCUACAGCUAUUGGACUUUCACGGUUCACUCUCUUUCCCAGCAGCACCACUCUUGACUGUCAUACUGGCUUUAGUCGGCAUGGAGGCUAUAAUGUCGGAAUUUUUUAACGACACCACCACGGCAUUUUACAUUAUACUAAUCGUCUGGGUGGCUGAUCAAUACGACACCAUAUGCAGCCAUUGUCCGAUUACGAAAAGGCAUUGGCUAAAGUUUUUCUAUCUGUACCAUUUUUCGUUCUAUGCUUACCACUAUCGGUUCAACGGUCAGUACAGCAAUUUGGCUCUCAUCUGUUCUUGGUUCUUUAUUCAGCAUUCCAUGAUUUACUUUUACCAUCACUACGAGCUGCCGUACGUGCUGCAGCAAGCCCAACUGCAGCAGGUGAUUAUUCAGAGGCAGCAGCAGCAGCAGCACCAGCAGCAACAGCAGCAGCAGCAGCAGCAACAGCAACAGCACCAGCACCAACACCAGCCCCAGUCGGCCACGGGCGACGGGCUCCGGUCGGAUGUCGGAAGUCCGUUGGAAGUGACCCUGAGGCCGGUGCAACAUUUCAGCAUAAUGAACGGGCUGAACAACCUGGGCCGCCUACGCGCGGUGCUGUUACGCCGGCGGAGGGUGCGGACGUUCGAGUCGCCUCCCCCGCCGCCGCCACAGCCGCCCGUCGAUCAGAGCACGUCUCGGACUUCGACCGCCCGUACCCUGGCAUCGUCGACCUCGGCCACCACCACUACUACCGCCCCUGCCGAACACGCUGACGCUCCAGGGCUCGGGAAUUCCGACACGGAAAACGGUGGUGCGCCCGCCGCGGCCUUCCAAUAGUGCGCGUUUACCCUCCCGGCGAGUAACGCUAUUACGGCCCUAGUACCAACCACCACUACUACCACUUCUAUACUACCAUUACUGUUAUACUACUACUACUACUAUUACUACUCUAUACUAUUGUUCUACCACUAUAUAUAACUCCCGUAUUAUUACCAUGUACAUAUUUCUACCGCGACGUUCUGAGCACACGCCGUCGAAACGAUAACGAUACGAGUUUAUGAUAAUAGCAAUAACAAAGAUAUAAGAAUAAUAAUAAUGAAAAAAAAAAAUAAAAUAAUAU
Molecule: messenger RNA, 2985 nt
Organism: Sipha flava (yellow sugarcane aphid)
Lineage: Eukaryota; Metazoa; Arthropoda; Insecta; Hemiptera; Aphididae
Product: membralin
Exons: 13
Coding region: 630-2702 (690 amino acids)
Biological process (GO): response to endoplasmic reticulum stress; positive regulation of ERAD pathway
Cellular component (GO): endoplasmic reticulum
Source: RefSeq, a predicted model, not a curated record